Pochonia chlamydosporia 170 is the source of this 1188-nucleotide messenger RNA. RefSeq names its product decarboxylase. The record is from RefSeq and is a predicted model, not a curated record. The transcript is spliced from 6 exons. NCBI's taxonomy places the organism in Eukaryota, Fungi, Ascomycota, Sordariomycetes, Hypocreales, Clavicipitaceae. The coding region runs from base 1 to 1188 and encodes 395 amino acids.
AUGUCGAGUCUCGCUGCGGAAUCAUGGAGCUGGUACGGGCUCACUUGGUUGGUGGUCAUCACAAGAAUGGCAUCACAAAUCUUGCUGAGAGGCUCUGUGAAGAAGCUCAAGCUGGACGAUUACCUGAUGAUAAUUGCCAUGAUGACCGAUACGGUGCUCAUAGUUGCGAUGAACAUUAUCUCAAAUACGAAUAGCAAUCUAAUCGAUCCAAAUAAUCCGACAUCGCUAUCACCAGAAGACAUCAGGCAACGAGAAUUUGGGUCUAAGAUGGUGCUCUUGGCAGAACAGAUGCAGUGUGUAACCAUUUGGUUGGUUAAAGCUUGUCUGUUGCUAAUGUAUCAUCGUUUAACCCUGAGUUUAAAGGGCAACUUGGCCGUCAAGAUUGUGGCAUGCUACGUCGCCUUCGGCUUCGUGUUGAUGGAGAUUUUGUAUUUGGGAGUCUGGUGCAGACCCUUCAAUCAGUAUUGGGCAGUUCCCCCGAAUUCAACGCAAUGUUCCGCGGCUACGAAUCAUCUCAUUACCAACGCGGUGCUGAACAUCUCGUCGGACAUAAUGAUCAUCCUCAUUCCCAUGCCCGUCUUCUUACAGUCGCGCCUUGCGAUGAAGAAGAAACUGAUAUUGAUUGGAGUUUUCGCCCUGGGUGGCUUCACGAUAUUAUCAGCGAUCCUCAACAAGUUCUAUAGCUUUAAUGAGCCAUUUGGAUCGGCGUGGACAUUUUGGUAUAUUAGGGAAUCAUCUACCGCCAUUAUUGUCGCCAACCUUCCAUUAACAUGGACUGUUUUCCGACGAAUGUUCAACUUGCGAUCCUUCAAUAACAGCGAGUAUUCUUCAAAGAACCGAAGCGGACAUCCCAACUCCACUGCCGCACGAUCCCAGGGCCAAACACAUGGCCGUACCCAAAAUCGCAGUUACAUCAAACACGAUGAUGCCAACGACAACGACCUGACAGGUAGCCAGGACGACAUCACGAAAGGGUACGGAAUCUCACUCAAAAUUUACCAGCGACACGACGUCCAGAUUAGUUCGGAGCCGGCGGAGAGGAAUGAUGGACGACAGUCGUCGAAUGAAUCACUAGCGGACGGUCUGACAACAACCAUUAAAGGUGGUGCUCCUCGAUCUUUCUUGCAUGAUCCGGAGACUUCGUCGGACAAAUCAUAUCCUGCUGUAAAAGUAAACUCUAGCGUAUAA